This is a messenger RNA of Macrosteles quadrilineatus (aster leafhopper), 2588 nucleotides long. RefSeq lists its product as uncharacterized. The coding region runs from base 55 to 1665 and encodes 536 amino acids. Gene Ontology annotation, cellular component: membrane. Gene Ontology annotation, molecular function: glutamate-gated receptor activity. The transcript has 8 exons. The record is from RefSeq and is a predicted model, not a curated record. NCBI's taxonomy places the organism in Eukaryota, Metazoa, Arthropoda, Insecta, Hemiptera, Cicadellidae.
GUUCAGUUGUCAAGACCAGGUUGCUUCUUGAAGGCUUGGAAGCAGAUAGCAAAGAUGUCUCUUUAUCGUCACAAUCCCCAAGUUUUGUUUUUGCCUACACCAGAUCGUCACAUCAUAAGUCCUGAAAUAGCCUUUUCUUUUGAAAGUGAAAUCAUUUUUGAUCUAACAAUAAUUGAUCUUCAUCGCCCUCAGAGUCCAGGUUCUAAAAAGUUUUUACAAAUUGUGGAUCUAGACGUGCAGAAGAAAAUCCAAGUAUUGAGUAAAUGUGAUGAAAGUGAAUGCUCCAUUUCAUUGCCUCCCUUGUAUCAAGAUAAGACACACAAUCUUCAAGGCAGAGCAUUGAAAGUGGCCACAUUCAACUAUCCACCUUAUGCGGUUUUAGAACCUUUAGAUGGAACAGAAGUGAGAAUAGUAAUUGAAUAUGCUCGACUACACAACUGCUCCAUACAAGUAGUCACUGAUCAAGCAGAGUGGGGCCAGAUCCAUGAAAAUGGAACAGGAAAUGGGAUCCUAGGUAACGUGGCAGUGGAGAAAGCAGAUGUCGGACUGGGGGCUUUAUACUUGUGGUAUCACGAGUACAAGUUCCUGGACUUCUCUGUAGCCUACAUCCGCACAGGCAUCACCUGCUUAGCUCCUAGACCAGAGCUAUUGUCCAACCUGCUGUUGCCAAUCCGACCUUUCAACAUCUUCACUUGGCUCAUCGUUUUAUGCGCUGUACUAGUUGCCAGUGUUGCACUUUACUACAUUAAGAAGCUUGAAAUUUCAUUCUUGAAGAAUUGUCACAAAAAAAGAAAAGAGAAGAAUUACAAGUGGUUUACAACCAAGGAGGACACAUUGCUACGAACAUUAGGGUUCCUAGUGUUGCAAGCAUCAAGCAACCGUACAGUGGAAAAAGGAUCUGUGAGACACCUGGUUAACUGGCUACAUGUGGCCUUCCUGUUGGUGGCCACCAGCUACAGCAGUGGUUUGGCCUCCAUCCUCACCGUGCCAUCCUACCUUCCACCCAUAGACACAGUGUCAGACCUGGUCAAUAGAGAACUUCAAUGGGGUGCAACUCAUGAUGCUUGGAUCUUCUCCCUCCGUGAAGCCACUGAGACUCAAAUGCACACUUUAGUCAGCAGAUUCCGGGCCCUGACCAAGGAACAGCUCUACUACAACUCUCUGACUGCCAGCUUUGCGUUUUCUGUUGAGAGGCUUCCAGCAGGUCAUUUUGCAGUUGGUGAUUAUAUAACGGAAGAAUCUAUGAAACAUCUCCGCCUCAUGAAACAGGACAUUUAUUAUGAACACUGCAUUUUUGUUUUCCAAAAAGGUUCCCCUUACCUGCAGAGCUUCAACCACCUGAUCCAUCGUCUGCUAGACUCCGGCCUGCUGCUGUACUGGGAGGGAGAGGUGGCUCGGAGGUUCCUCAACUCUCGAGUACAAUCUGCAGUGAAGGAGAGUGCCAGCGUAGGUAUGCAGCAUCACGCUCAUGUGGCACCAACGCCCAUCAACCUGGGCCACAUGGAGGGAGCCUUCAUCAUCUUGGGUGUGGGUGUUACCAUGUCCAUCCUCACCUUCCUGGCAGAACUGUAUGUGGGUGUCAGAUACGAUGUAUACAACAAGAGACGACAAGCCGCGGCUCGGCCCAGCAGCAAGGAGCCACUCUGUUACGGCUUUCAUCAUUAAGAGAGUUAUACAUAGAGUAGAUUGUACCGUUUAGUCUUGGUGUAUUAUUAUUUUUUUUACUCUGAUUUAUUUUAUUUGUUAUUUACAGUCUGUAUUUUCAAGUGAUUAACCAAACAAAAAGAUACACAGUAGCAAAAGAGGCUAGUGCACACUGCACAUGCACAAGUAUAUGGCAGAACACCAGCUGGCAGGCUUGCUUUGGUCAGCACAUUUUCCUAGUGCUGAGAAGAAUGAUAUCAGUAUUCGGUUUGUCAAAUCAAAAUAUUUGAUCGACUAUUGAAUGUACUUAUUAGUUUAAAUUGUUCUUUCAUGAUUCCUACUGGUUUCAGCAAUAGAAUACAUAAAAUUAAUAAUAUGUUUUCACUAGGUACAGCAUUUGGCACAUUUUCAUUUCUCCUCUAAUAUCCCAAAACAUAUUACUAGUAUCAUAAACUAACUUAAAACAACACAGAUAAAAAAAAAACAGGUAAUUUUGGAGAGCAAGAUGUCUUCUGUUAGGUACCUAUCUUUGGCUAGUUAAAUUUUUGCUGGUAGCUGUAAUUUAUUUAAAAGUGACCUAAUUUUGAAAAUAUUUUUCUGUAAUGUGUUUCCAAGGGUUUUCCAAGCAAAAUUUUAGCCAAAGUAAACAGAGUUAGUAAACAUUAAGUUGAAUCGUUUAUUUUUUAUAUUUGUUAUAACCAUAUAAUUCAUCAACCAUAAUAACCAUAACAACUAUCAAAACAUAAUACAUCUAAAACUUUGCCCUGUCUGAAGCCAGCGCCAGUUUUCUGAUGUUGCUCAAGCACCCUGCUGAUGCUUCUUGAAGAACCUCAUCUGAAGAACCAAUGGUCUUCAGCAAGUACUGAGAACAAACAAGAGCUACAAUCAUUCAAUAUUUUGUUGUCGUACUGCAUAAAAAAACAGCUGUUUUAAUAGAUGCUUUG